AAAUAAUAUUUAUUAAAAUUUCAAAAGAAAAAAAUCACAUUAAUAAGAAAAUUAACAAUAAAAAGGAAAAAUACAAAAUACAAAAAAGAAAAAACAGUUAAAAACAAUUCCAUCUUUUCAUCACUUCUUUUACAUUUACUUGUUUCCCGGACCUCCUCAUACCUCCCUCUUUUGUAUUCCAAUUCAAUAUGUUAGUCCAGCAAUUCCUUUCCCUCCUUUUUAAUCCUGAUCUUUAAUCUUGAUAAAUUAUAACAUUAAAUUUUUACAUAUUAAAAUCCAAUUUUUCCAUAUUUUUUUAUACCAUUACCGCUAGAAACCGCUUAACUUCAAUCCGUCAUCAUUCUAACAUUCUUAUCAAAGUAAUUGUUACAACCAGUCCAUGCAGAAUGUAGGCACCCUAUAUAGAGAAAUGAGCAAGCCAGUGAUAUUUUAGGGAGCAGGCUAGCAGGCCAUUCCUUGCAUCAUAGGACAACACAAAACCCUGUUGCUGCAUGUAGGUUUUAUUUUAUUUGUUUUUAUUUUAAAUUUUGGAAAUAUACAUCCAGUUUUCCCCCCAUUAUAUUUUUGGGAGGUCCUCAAGAGAGUGGGGCCCUAAGCUAGAGCUUGCUUAGCUUCUACGUGAAUCCGGCGCUGCUCAGAGAGGAUCUAAAUGCGGCGCCGCAAACGACAAUCGGGUUUUAUUGUGACUUGAUCGGGUUUCGUUAGGGAUCGAUCAUGGCUGGCUUCGAUUCCGUCUGAGCAGGCGGCGCUGGGAAGCCGCUCCGCCGAGCGCCGCGUGGCGGGGGCGCUGCCGAGGGCGAGGCGGCCCCGUCGGGCCGGAGGAAGUGCUCGCUUGGCCUCCCCUGGAAGUGAGGCGCUCCAGGCCGGGCUGCGGCGGCUCCCCGGCGCACCAUGUCCCGGCGCGGCGACGGAGGCCCGAAGCGGCACCGGAGCCGCAGCGAGUCGUCGUCGUUGCCCGGCGGCAGCCCCGCCGGCUCCAGCAGCCGAGGCCACGAGCGGAAGGAGCAGAAGAGGAAGAAGCGGGAAGUGCAGCAGAUCCAGCAGAUCCAGCACCUGGAGUCCUUGUAAGGCGGGGGGGGGGGUCCCUCGGGGGGCGGCUUGGACCCUCCGCCUUCCUCCGAGGGCAGCGGGGAGGCGCAACGGCAUCCCUCACCCGAAUCUCAAGCAUCCCCAAACUUGGCCCUCCUAAUGCUUUGGGACUACAACUCCCAUCAUCCCUGACCACUGGUCCUGCUAGCAGGGGAUGAUGGGAGUUGUAGUCCCAAAACAUCAGGAGGGUCGAGGUCGAGGAAAUCUGGUCUGUGUAAAUGUUCUAGCUCUGAAGGGGAUCCUUUAGCUCAGGGGUGCUCUCUUAUUCCCCACCCCCCAACAAGGGGUCAGGCAUAGCAAACUCGGCCCUCCAGAUGUUUUUGGGACUACAACUCCCAUCAUCCCUAGCUAGCAGGACCAGUGGUCAAGGAUGAUGGGAAUUGUAGUCCAAAAACAGCUGGCGGCCCAAGGUUGGGGAACCUAGAUUCUAGGGGGCCGAGUUUGGGGGUGCCUGCCCUAAUCCCUAACCUGCCAAACAGCCCUGUGAGGUAGGCUGGGCAGGGCUGUGGGCGACGCACGCCCUCUGCGUUGAAAGCAAACCCCUCCCCCCUGAAUAAACAUACACAAAUUUAUUGAGGGUCAACAUAAUAGAGAGAUAAUAUAAGGAUGUAUACAAUUUUAUAAUAUGCAGAAGUUAAAAUUGGUUGAGAAAUCAGAGAGAGGAGCUGAGGGAGGGAGGGUUUGUUGGGGAGGUGGGAGGGAAAAAGGGGAGAGUAAUGAAGAUGAUUUGUUUGAAUAAUUUGUUAUGUGAAAACUGUUAAUAAAAACUUUAACAAAAAGAAAAGAAAACACCCCCCCCCAAAAGACCAAUAAUUCCGGGAAGUGGCUCAGCUGUUCUUCUCAGCAGUCUUAACAAACUACAGAUAUAGAUACAGUCACGGUGCCGGAUUUACGUCUAAGCCAGGCAUAGGCGAACUCGGCCCUCCAGAUGUUUUGAGACUACAAUUCCCAUCAUCCCUGACUUCUGGCCCUGUUAGCUAGGGAUGAUGGUAAUCCCAAAACAGCUGGAGGGCCGAGUUUUCCUAUGCUUGGUAUAAGCUAAACAAGCUAUAGCUUAGGGCCCCACUCCCGUGGGAGCCCCCCCAAAAAAAUUAAAGGGGAAAAAAACCCUGGAUGCACAUUUCCAAAAUAUAAGAUAAAAAACAAAUAAAAUAAAACCUACAUGCAGAGCAGUGUUUUGUGUUGUGUAAGUUCCCUAUGAUGUAAGUAAUGGGCCCUGCCUGCUAGCCUGCUCCCUAAAAUAUUACUGGUUUGCUCCUUUCUAUAUAUAGGGUGCCUACAUUCUUCAUGUGCAAAUGGCUUUAGAUACCUAUUAGGUACCAUAUAGCAUAUAUUCAACACAAAAAACAGCAACAAUUUGUUGUUGACCAAGGACAGCUGGACAUAUAAAGGGCCCCAUUACCUUCAGUAAGGGCCGCAUCAAACCUAAAUCCGGCCCUGCCCCCCGAAUCCCAGGAAGUGGCUGAGCAGCUUUUCUCAGAAAUCUUAACAAACUACAGAUAGCUAUAGAUGAUAGAUAAGAUAGAUAGAUAGAUAGAUAGAUAGAUAGAUACGUGCAUACAUAUACGCACACUACCACCUAUUCCCUUGACAGGAUUCAAGACGGCUUGCUGAUAAAAUACGAACAAUCAGAAACACAGGAAAACCAAUUACAUAUUUUUGGCCUUCGUUUUUAUUAUUACGUAUUUCGUGUUUUUGUCUCGUAUGUUCAUUCCGUGAACUGCCCCGAGAUCUUCGGGUGAAGGGUGGUUUCAUAAAUAAUAGCAAUAAUAAUAAUUGUUAGCUUCAGCUAUUUCUAUCUGUCUGGGUUUCUUUUAUACAUGCACACAUGUAUAAUUUAUUAAAACCAUACAAAUACAAUAAAAAACAGCACAGCACCAGAUCUUUUCAUUAAAAGCAGUCAGUUUCCAAAACGCUGUUUUAACAAUAAGGCUGUUGGUUCAGCUGUUGGUGGAUGGAAAGGAAGCAAUAAAAUUGCUGGCAUAUUUGCAAAGCUAAGCAGGGUCCAGUAAGGUUAGGGUACCAGGUGUCGUGAUUUCUGCAUUGCCAGUGGUUCGACUAGAUGACCCUCGGAUCCCUUCCAACUCUAGGAUUCUAUCUUCUGCAGGGAGGGAGUUCCAGGGUCUAGGAGCAGCCACUGAGAAGUUCCCAAUAUUCUUUUUUGGGGUGUUUGUGGAAAUGUUCCCUCCUUUCUGGUUUGUUCUGUUAUCUAGACCAGUGUUUUUCAACCACUGUUCUGCGAGAUGUUGCCUGGUGUGCCGUGGGAAAAAUUGAAAAAUUCGAAAGAUUUUAAAAAAAUAAAUAAAUGUCAAAUUUUCGCCCACUAGGCGGGCGCCGGACUGCGUCCACCCUAUUUUCCAUCCGUCCUGGGUGGGGAUCAGAUCGGAUGGGAUCGGAUGAGAGCGGACAGGCGGUCCGCUCUCAUCCGAUUCCCCAUAGAGAGCAGCGGGAUUCUGACAUCUCCCUCUCCGCACACAGUGCGGAGACGGAGCUGUCAUCCGCCGGCUCAGCGGGGAUCAGCGGAUCGAUCCCCGCUGAGCAGAGAACGGUCCGCAACGUUCGAUUCCAGCCAGAAUAUCAGCUUUGUGUUCAGCCAAACAGGCCCAGGUUGCGCACUGAAUAAAGUAUUUUAUAAUUUUUCAUAUUUCUGUUUACUUACUAUUUCAUAAUAAAGUAAUUAUAAAUACUUGCUUUGUGUUUAUUUGAUUCCUAUUCAAGAGAAUUACUUUAUAUAUAGUCAAUAUAGGCACAGAGUUAAAUUUUUUAACAUUUUCUAAUGGUGGUGUGCCUCGUGAUUUUUUUCAUGAAACAAGUGUGCCUUUGCCCAAAAAAGGUUGAAAAACACUGAUCUAGACAUAGCCUUAGUGAUCACAGGAAGUGAUCAAAGGUUUAAAGGGCAUCCUGUCUAGUGCUGUUUUUAUUUACCCAUUCUGGCUUUGUCAAUCAGUUGCUGUUUUGGUGUCAAAUUAGCACAUCCACUUGUAUCCAUGAAAUGGCAUCGCUUCAAAUCCAUGACACAGAAUUUUAUUUUAUUUUAUUUUUAAAAGGAACAGGCAGGCUGCUUCAAGUCAAUAUUACAUUUCUGCCACUAAAAAAACACACAAAAGUUUUCAAAAUUUCUCAUUUGUGGCAAGGUGGUGAAAAUAAAUAUUGUUUUCUCAGAGAUGGCGGCACUACGUCUGACAAAUAGGUUGUUGCUUGAAAUAGUUUCUGGGAUAUAGUCAUUUUCAGCCAAACUCAGAUCAAGAUUUGUAGUUAUCCUGAACUCUGUAACAUCUGUUACAUAUCAGGGGGUACAUUUUUUCUUUUCUUUUUUUUCUUAAUACCAUUCCCAAAUCUUGAAAUACCAUUGCCGGCAUCAACAGAUAGUUUAGGCCUUUUUGAUGUUGCUUUAAGAUUUCUGAUUUAUUAAAUCAUCUUUUACUAUGUAAAAACACUACUGUUUGGAGUUGAUAAGUUGGUUUGGAAUUUUAAUAAGAUGCUUUUUAUUAGCUGCUUAUGAUCAAGUAUCUUAUAUUUUUACUUGUAAACCAGUUUGUGACUUUUGUGAAAAAUGGAUGACAUAAAUAAUAAGCCCGUUUGCUUAUUAUUUAGAUAAGGGACGGGGAAUUGAGUGACAGGUGUUCAAAAACAUUACCCCCUUCUCUAUUUUUGCUUCAGCUGAACUUUCUGCAUUGCUUUGUAGUUUAUUUUCUAAUGACACUAAAGGUAUAUUUUCAAUUUUUUUCCAGCUAUGAGAAACUUCCUCCAGGGUUUAUUAAGGUAGGUUGGGUAGCUUGUAAAACUGUUCUUUUUUAAAAAAAGAAAAUACAGUAAACCAGGAACAAAGAUGCAGUUUCUCUACCACUUUAUACAAAAAGAAACCUUGAAGUGUUUUACACAAAAUAUAAUUGAGGGACACACACACAAUAUGUAAAAAUUCAGCGCAAGACUUUAAAAGCUAAAUGAAACUAGAGUAAAACUAUACUUAUCUAUGGUAUAGAUAAAACGGGGGGUUGAAUUAGAUGACCCCAAAGCUCCUUAUUGUAAUCUCAUGUACCCUGAGGUGAGUGAGUUUGUUUGUGGCAGCCAUGUAGUUAACAGAUCAGAAUAGGAAGCCAAAUGAUUUACUCAGCCUGCCUAGACGUCUUGGUGCACACACCGGCCUGGUUCUUCAGAAUUUGAAGGAAGCCCUGUUAAAAGGUCUGCCUUUCUCCAGAAGUGCAAACCGUAAGUCUGUAUUAAAGGUAAAGGGUAAAGGGACCCCUGACCAUUAGGUCCAGUCGUGGCUGACUCUGGGGUUGCGGCGCUCAUCUCGCUUUAUUGGCCGAGGGAGCCAGCGUACAGCUUCCAGGUCAUGUGGCCAGCAUGACUAAGCUGCUUCUGGCGAACCAGAGCAGCGCACGGAAAUGCCGUUUACCUUCCCGCCGGAGUGGUCCCUAUUUAUCUACUUGCACUUUGACGUGCUUUCGAACUGCUAGGUUGGCAGGAGCAGGGACCGAGCAAUGGGAGCUCACCCCGUCGCAGGGAUUCGAACCACCGACCUUCUGAUCGGCAAGUCCUAGGCUCUGUGGUUUAACCCACAGCGCCACCCGCGUCCCUUAAGUCUGUAUUGGUUGUGGGCUAAAAAGUUGGAGGAGAUAGCAGAUCUGCUGUAAGAAAGUAAGAGUGUCUUGCAGUCCGUCCCACCUCGCAGGGGUGUAGGUUAGACCAGUUUGUCCCAUUUUGUUUUCGCUUCUUCAUUUCAUUUGAUUUGCUUCUUUUGCGUACAGGAAGAUGAGACUAAACCGGAGGACUGCAUUCCUGACGUACCUGGCAAUGAAAAUGCCCGAGAAUUCCUUGCCCACGCCCCAACAAAAGGGCUUUGGAUGCCAUUGGGGAAGGAGGUCAAAGUUAUGCAAUGUGAGUGAGGGAAGUAGAUUUCUGUGCAGCUUUUGGGGAAUGGGGAACAAAGAAUGAAUGGCUUUGCUGGCUGGGGCUGAUGGGAAAUGUAGUUCAAAAUAUCUGUAGAGGACCAAGUUGAUGACAAGCUGGACUUGACAGGCUGGAGAGAAGGAAGGAGGAUGCAGAGGCAGGAGUCAACUGAUAUGCAGACAACGAAGUCCUAGAAGGGUUUGGCAAAAUCUUGGCAGAAGAGGCAAUGGUGUCUCUUAUCUUGCUGUCAUUUUUCAUAUUGCACUUCUGGCUGUGGUUGGUACGGCAGCUUUGACCAGGAAAGCUUGAUCACAGCAAUUCAGGCACUGGUGAUUUCGACACUGGAUUUCUGCAAUGUACUCUAUUAAUAAUAAUACAGUGGUAACUCGGGUUAAGUACUUAAUUCGUUCCGGAUGUCCGUUCUUAACCUGAAACUGUUCUUAACCUGAAGCACCACUUUAGCUAAUGGGGCCUCCAGCUGCUGCCGCGCUGCUGGAGCACAAUUUCUGUUCUCAUCCUGAAGCAAAGUUCUUAACCUGAAGCAAUAUUUCUGGGUUAGCGGAGUCUGUAAUCUGAAGCGUCUGUAACCUGAGGCGUAUGUAACCUGAGGUACCACUGUAAUAAUAAUAAUAAUAAUAAUAAUUUAAUUUCCAUACUGCCCUAUACCUGAAGGUCUCAGGGCGGUUCACAUAAAAUACAUAAAAUCAAAACAAAACCAACAACCCAAUAAAAAAACCCCAAAAGAGCUAGCAUUUUUUCCCCUAAGAGCCAGCAUUUUAAAAAAGGGUAUAGGAUGUAGAUCAAGUCAGGCAAAGGCCUAGUUGAAAAGGAAUGUUUUUGCCUGGUGCCUAAAGGUGUAUAGUGAAGGUGCCAGGCAAACUUCUCUGGGAGAGCAUUCCACAGAUGGGGAGCCACUGCAGAGAAGGCCCCGUUCUUGUGUUGCCACCCUUCUGACCUCUUGCUGAGGAGGCGCACAAAGAAGGGCCUCAGAAGAUGAUCUCAGGGUCUGGGUAAGUUCAUAUGGGAAGGGGUGGUCCUUGAUGUACCGUGGUCCUGAGCCAUCUAUGUGGGGCUUACCACAGUCAAUGCAGAAUGCUGCAGCACGGUUGCUGAUAGCUUGUAGCACCUCUACUCAGCAGAUCUAUGCUGGUUGCUGAUCUGGAACUUGGACAUGUUGGAAGUGAUACUGUUGGUAUAUAAAGCCUUGUACAGCUAGGGACUAGUUUACCUGCGUGAUCUCCUUGUGCCAUUUGUGCUGACUUGUCCGCUUUGAACUGACUGAAAGACCACAUCUGUGAGGGCGAAGGAAGCCCCAGAGAGACCAGAGGUUCAGCAGGGCUUUGUUUAGGCUGCUGAGCCACCCCAUCUAACAGCUGAUGUUUGCGGUAGCACACCAGCACCGGCCAUUUUUACAGCCCCAGAGCUGCAAUUAUAGUGGGGGGUAUUUUUGGAUACAGUAUUUUUUUGUCUGGAUUGGAGAGAGUGGCAGAGAGGGCGUUUAGAGGGUGCACCCGAAUUUAUGCCAUUUCACUUAUGUGCAGGGCCGUAGCUAGGGGGUGGUGAGGUGCCCCCCCCCCGGCCAGGGGCUCAGGCGAGGGGGGCCGCAAAACUGGCUAAAAUAUGUCCAUAAAUAGUAAAGGUAAAGGGACCCCUGACCAUUAGGUCCAGUCGUGGCCGACUCUGGGGUUGCAGCGCUCAUCUCGCUUUAUUGGCCGAUGGAGCCAGCGUACAGCUUCUGGGUCAUGUGGCCAGCAUGACUAUGCCGCUCCUGGCGAACCAGAGCAGUGCACAGAAACGCCGUUUACCUUCCCGCCGGAGCGGUACCUAUUUAUCUACUUGCACUUUGAUGUGCUUUUGAACUGCUAGGUUGGCAGGAGCAGGGACCGAGCAACAGGAGCUCACCCCGUCACGGGGAUUCAAACCGCCGACCUUCUGAUUGGCAAGUCCUAGGCUCUGUGGUUUAACUCACAGCAUCACCCAAGUCCCAUGUCCAUAAAUACGUCUAUAUAUAAAAAUAUGGAUUGUUGCCUCAUAAGAAAAGGUUUUAAAUAGAGGGUGAAUUGAAUGGGUGGAGUGGGGGGUUGGAGGAGAGGCAGAAAGAGCAGCUAAUUUGUCCAUGGCUAGGGGGUGCAAUCUGGACGGUUCUGCCAGGGGUGCAAGAUCGCCUAGCCAUGGCUCUGCUUAUGUGCCCCGUGCCCCUCAGUGUAACCCCCGAGUAAGGGGGGGAUGACAUGCCUGUAAUCUUUCUCAGUGCCUGCUUAAAACAGAGUGGGGGGGCAUGUCAGUUUUGCUCUAUAUGUGCUCUCAUGCCACAACUCCCUUUCCUCUGCAAGACAAGGGCAGGGAGAAAUCUGGUCACGUGAGGGCAAGCAACUAAUGGUCAGUGCUUUGUUUUGUAAAGAAAAGCCAAUCAUUUUUAGAUAUUGGGUUUUAAAGGUACUGAAUAUUUACUUUUUUGGUGCACAGCACUAUGUUAAUAUUUCUUAUUUCUCCCUCAAGGCUGGAGAUGUAAACGUUAUGGACACAGAACGGGAGACAAAGAAUGCCCAUUCUUCAUCAAAGGCAACCAGAAGCUAGAACAAUUCAGAGUAGUAAGUAAAACAUUGCGGCAUUAGUUUAUUAAUGGUGCUUUUGAAUAUUCUGCCACGUUAAGAGUUUCUGAAUUCUUUCUUUUAACUAGGGAACUUUGUAUCUUCUGCAGUGUGCUGUUAGGUAGAGAUAGGAUUUCCCCCAUCAAAUGUUCCCUACUGCUGCUUUUAAGGUUUUUAUCCCCAGCUUGGUAAUGAAACUGUAAAGAAGCCCAGCUGUAAGAAAAAACAGUUGAGAAAGGGAACUUAUAAGAGAGAGUUCGCGAGUGCGAAAGGGGUGAGGCACCUAUUCAAUUGAAUCAUUCAUUGAUUUUAGAUACCUAUAUCCCCUGGUUCUGACUCUAAAUUAAAGAAGAGCAGUUAAUAUGGAUAAAACAAUCACCAGUGAUUCUGCAUGAGGACAUAGGCUGGCAAGGUCUUUGCUUGAAUCCUUAGGAAACAGCAAUUAUUUAAAAACAAACAAAUUGCAAGUUAUUCUAUUGGGCACUGAGCUUCCCUCCCCCUUUUUCUUUAAAGGCACACGAAGACCCCAUGUAUGAUAUUAUAAGGGAAAAUAAACGCCAUGAGAAGGAAAUGCGGUAAGACUGAUUCCUGUUUUAAUCUGGGUCCAUGCAUCCAAUAAUAACCGCAGUCAUAAUAGCACUCAGUCAGUCAGUCAGUUUUAUUGCACAUAGCCAAAGGCUGCUGCAAUGUACACAGAUAAUAGCACUCUAUAAAGUGUUUUGAGGCCUCCAUUUGCUAUAGCAGGGGUCAGUAACCUUUUUCAGCAGGAGGCCGGUCCACCGUCCCUCAGACCAUGUGGUGGGCCAGACUACAUUUUGGGGGGAAAAUAAAUGAACAAAUUCCUAUGCCCCACAAAUAACCCAGAGAUGCCUUUUAAAUAAAAGCACACAUUCUACUCAUGUGAAAACACGCUGAUUCCCGGACCAUCCGCGGACCGGAAUUAGGAGGCGAUUGGGCCCGAUCCGGCCCCUGGGCCUUAGGUUGCCUACCCCUGUGCUAUAGGAACAUAGGAAGCUGUCUUCGCUGCGGAAGACCACUGGGUGCUUCCAGCACUGUACUGUCUGCACUGAUUUGCAGAGGCUCUCCAGGGUUUCAGAAAAGGAGACAUUUCUAGGCCUACCUGGAGACCUCAGGGAUUGAACCUUCUGCAAAGCAAACGCUUUACCAGUGAGUUACACCCCUUCCCCUAAUAAUAAUCCAUUUUCAAAAAAAUCAGUCUUACCCUCAGGCCAGGGCAUGUGUGUGAGUGAGGCUGAGAUUACCAGUUAUGCAUGAUGAGGUUUUUUUUAACCCAGGGGAACUUUUGAUUCAAAGUUCAGUGUGUCUGCCACUACAUUUCAGUAGCUCAUCUAAUGGUGAUGGUUUGAAAAGUUCAGUGUUGCUUUCAAGGGUAGAGACCUCCACUUUUCCAGUCAUAAUUUCCAUUUCCAUUUAAGACUACCACCCACCUAAAAAACAAAACUGCAGGUGGUUUGCCCUGCCAGGCAAAAGGGGGAAUUUGAUCUUGUGUUCAUUGGCCAUUUGUACAUUUAGGAUACAACAGUUAAAGCAGCUGCUAGAGGAUUCCACUUCAGAUGAAGAAGGCAGUAGCAGCAGCAGCAGCAGCAGCAGCAGCAGCAGCAGCAGCUCCAGCUCUUCGGGAUAUAAAGGAAAACACAAGAGGAAGAGGAAGAGGAAAGAAAAGAAGAAGAAGAGGAGAAAGCACAAAUCUUCUAAACCAAGCAAGAGGUCCAAACUGCAUUGAGGAGACUUGUGGCAAGCUUGCAAUAUCUUGCGAAGCAUUCGGAGAACAAUUCUCUGCAAAGGGCGUGUUUUAGGUGCUCCUUGGUGUCAUUUUGUGAGUCGUCCUGUCAGGUCUCCCCCACUGUCCCUCCACAUUGAAUUUUUCUCAUUGUUCAGGUUUGACAAAGUUUGGUACUUUGAGCACAGAGGGCUGCACCUGAGAUAAAGAGCCUCUGGUGUCUUAAGUGUUUUUCUCUCCACCCCCUGCAAUUUCCCUUUUUGACAGUUCUUGGGCCCUGUUGUUCUCCCCCCCCCCUUCCAAUUUCUUUUUAGCCUCCUGAGAGGUCAAAAAUUAAAUCUAGAAUUUUCAGGCAGGGGGAAGCUGCCAGUGGAGAAGCUAGGCACAUAGCUCCCAAGGCGUAGAGAAGCGCCCCAUGGUAUUUCUUGGAGAAUAUGGAGAAAGGGAUUCCUUUAGCGGCAUGUAAACAAGGCCUCUGUGGUCCUGGCACAGCCAAUACCUGGGCUUUGUUGAAGGAAGACUAACAAGGAAUGCCUCUGGCCACUCAGUUUGAGGCACACAAUGGGAAAAAUUGAGACAACUACAAAGGAACUUGGUGUGACCUUCACUCCAAUUGCCUGUACUGCAGUUGACUUUUUAUUAUUGUACAGAACAGUGUGAUUAAACACAGAUCACAGUAUUGUGGAAACGCGUUUGUUUUCUGCCAUUGGAAGAAAUGUCUUCAUGGCUGCAGUUGGACUUCAAUGUAACCAUUUUUCCUUUAAUGCCAGCCUGUAAAAUAGGUGACCCACUCAGCCAAAUGCAAUGCAGCAGCCUUUUAUUACAGACCAUGAGGGGCUCUUCAAAUCUCCUGUUUGGGCCGUCUGCUUGGAACUGCAGCGGAAGGGGUCGUCAAGCGGUGGAACAGGGUUAGUUGGCUGCAUUCAUCUUGCAGAAUCACAAGCUGUAGAGAACCAGAUUUAAAGCUCUCUGUCCCAUAUGAAUUAUGGCACAGUUUUGUCUUGUCUGAUAAUUCCAUACUUGAAAGCGUUGUGUAUAUGAUGUAACAUAGGGAGCCACAACAAGCCUUUUCUGUUCACAGGGCAAAAUGAUGCAAAUUUUGCAUAUGAUGCCAUCUUCAAGCAGUAAUUUUAAAGAGGUGUGCUUCAUCAUACCAAAAGCAUAUAACAGGAUUGGCAUUACUACAAUUGAAAUCUAGACUUAAAUUUCAGUUGCGCUUUUUCCUGCAAAUAUCAUUAUGCAGAGCACAUAAAAUAGUUCUGCUGCCCUAUGGAACUGAACCCUUAAGCGUUAAAAAUAGCCUUGCUACUAUGUUUUUUAAAUAAUAAGCAGCAAACAGGUUGACUGCUAGAAAGAUUGCUUGAAAAGCUAAACAUUGUCUGUAAAUAAGUUAGCAAGAUGUAUUCUUUUGGGAUGUCAGAAAAUGUUUGUGAAGUGGUUAUAAUCAGAAUAUACUUUUACGUAGCAUCACUAGACCAUAAAUUCAGGUUCUCUUUUGUUAAAAAAAAGAAAAGAAGAGAAACCUUAUAAGGGUAGAAAUGUUAAUAUUGUUGCAGCCGAUUUCUCAAAUAAAAAACUCAUUCACCUGUAUUGGCUUGAAGAUACGUGCCAAUGAAAACCAGGUAACAAUGAGAGGGCAACAGGAGCGUUUGGGCCACAAAAAUUGAAGCAACUCUUGCUGUCCCUGGAUUUCACAAUGCUUGAGCGAGUGAAUAACAUCCAACAGAGUUCUUCUGAAAAUGGAACUUCAUUCAACCCUUAAUGAAAGUUUCUCAAACUAAGUUGCAGUUUCCAAACAGAAAACUUACUUGCUUCAAAGUUUGCCAUUUCAAGUAAAUGUUUGAGGCGCUACAAUUAAUAUUCCGAAGACAUCCCAUUAGUGCAAUUUUAAACUUUUAUUUUGGUUAAAUGUCAGUUGUGUUAUUUACAAAACCAAGUGCCUUUGUUUUGGUGUUCAUUUUUUUAUACAUUUUGUCAGAUGUGUGCUCAGAAACCUUUAUAGUGCAACUUUAAUCUUGCCGAGCCACUUGCAACCGUUAAAUAGGACUCAUCUGAAUGAUAUCUGGGGUUUACAGUUCAGUUACGAUUAUCUUCUUUUAUAGAGAGAUCUCCUUGUUCCACGUCCUGCACAAAUGAUAUUAAAGGAGGUUAAUUAUUAAGGAGACUCUGCUGCAGGCUCUCUUUUUAUCCAAUCACAUUUUGAUGGACACUGACCUACUAAAGGAGUUGUCCGAGAUUCACCUGCAAACCUUAGAUGAGGCAGAGCCUAAACGUGGGUCAUGUGCAGGAGUGAUGAGAAAACAAUACCUGUUUGGGGGAAGCUCGCAGGACUCCUAAAAAAAAAAAUCUGUUCUCAAGAGCUCACCUGUGUGUUCCACACACUUUCUAAAUGUUUGACUUGUCCCCAAGUCUUAAGUGUUAACUCAGUGCAAAGCCCCACAAGACAGCCAGUAUCGUGGCACAACAGAAACUUGCAUCUCACUCAUUUUUGCAGCUACAAACUCUCUGUGCAAUAGGUGCAAUUUAACAGGCAACAGGGCAAAAUGCAGCAAAAAUAAGGUGAGUUUGCACGAGAAGCUGCCUUAUACCAUGUCAUGACUGAUUUGGUCCAUCUAACUGGCAGCAGCUGUGCAGGAUUUCGGGCAGAGAAUACUCCCUGCCCUACCUGGAGGUGCUAAGGAUUGAACAAGGUAUCUUUUGCAUGCAAGGCGAUGGGCCCUUCCCAAUGCACAAAAUACUUUUCCAGCUUGAUGAGUCAGAAUACAGGCAAAGCUAUAGCAAGCUGAGUAUACAAAGUCACCUUAGCCAACACCUGAAAUCAGGUUGCUCAUCUCUUCUACAUCCUACAAAGCAGGGC
Messenger RNA from Podarcis lilfordi (Lilford's wall lizard), 13171 nucleotides. NCBI's taxonomy places the organism in Eukaryota, Metazoa, Chordata, Lepidosauria, Squamata, Lacertidae. The record is from the annotation of a GenBank genome assembly.